This is a messenger RNA of Vicia faba (fava bean), 1284 nucleotides long. The record is from the annotation of a GenBank genome assembly. NCBI's taxonomy places the organism in Eukaryota, Viridiplantae, Streptophyta, Magnoliopsida, Fabales, Fabaceae.
AUGGAACCCGGUCAACAAGGCGCCACCGCCACCGCUCCAACCGCCGGCGAUCCCAUCGCCUCGCCUCCUCCGCUCGGUCAUGCUGUUGUUACUCCCGAUCCAGCUGUUGACUUUGAUGAUUACGUUGCUGAGCCUGAAAUUCAUGCGUUGAUUUCAGAUGAAGAGCAUGAUCAUGUUCAUGAGCAUGAUGAACUCGAUCACGAUUUUGACCAUGCGCACGAGCAUGAAGGCCAUGAACGCGAUCAGGUUGCUGAGACUGGUGUAUCAUUGGAUGAUCUCAAGCUCAAGAUAAUUAAGCAGGUGGAGUAUUAUUUCAGUGAUGAAAAUCUGCCAACUGAUAAGUAUUUGCUGAGUCUAGUCAGAAGGAACAAGGAAGGGUUUGUUCCUAUACAAGUGAUUGCUUCUUUUAGGAAAACAAAGAAGCUCACACCGGACCAAUUAUUUAUUGCUGCUGCACUGAAGGAAUCUUCACUGCUUGUUGUUAGUGGUGAUGGGAAAAGGGUUAAGCGGCUCAAUCCACUUCGUAUCAAUGAAGUGAAAGAUCAUAAGUUAUUUACUGUUUUGGUAGAGAAUUUGCCGGAGGACCAUUCAAAGGAGAACAUUCGGCAAAUAUUCCAAAAAGCUGGAAAUGUAAAAAAGGUAACUAUAAAUGACCCGCGUUCUACUACAGCGUCUGCUAAACAUAUCAAGCAAGACAAGUUUCUUGGUAGCAAGUUGCACGCAUUUGUAGAAUAUGAGACUGUUGAAGCUGCUGAGAAAGCUGUGGCACUGUUAAAUAAUGAACAAGACUGGAGAAAUGGCAUGCGGGUUAAAUUUCUCAAUCGGAUGGAUAAGUAUGCUCACAAAAAACAACCUUGGAAGGGAUCUAACUCUGAGAAGAAUAGCUCAAGUCAUGCACCUGAGAAAUCUAGAGAUGAGGAGAAUCAUGUUUCACAUGCACACAAAAAUCAAGCUUGGAAGGGAUCUAACUCUGAGAAGAAUACCUCAAGUCAUGUAUCUGAGAAAGCUAGAGACGAGGAGAAUCAUGUCUCACAUGAGCAUCAUGAAGAUGCUCAUGAGGAGAAGGACGGGGAACAUUUGUCAAAGGAUAAAGGUGGGCAGAGGUACCCUAAACAGGCAAGAGCAAGAAAGCAUAAUAAGUAUCGUGCUACAAAUGGAAUGGGUCAUGGAGGUACAUCUAUUCAUACUGCUGAAGCAUCAAAACCGCCUCCUGGACCAAGAAUGCCUGAUGGAACACGGGGUUUUGCAAUCGGAAGAGGUCGGCCACUCCCUGCAUCAAUUUAG